CAUCCUUUUUGCCCCACCUAUAAGCGCUAGUAUUUACCUUUGUUUUGUUUACAAGGAUGAGACCCAAUAGAGAUGCUUCGAAUUUGGAUUUGAAUUGGAACUGGCGUAAUUAAUUGAUCAUGGUAGCGCCGAUGGUGGAUGAAACAUGAACGCCACAAACCUCUAUGUGACCACUUGUCGGCUGGUCAUGCAGGCCGAUCCAGAAAACCGGGAUAGUUGGACAGAGCUGUACAAGUUGUUGCCUUACCUUCGCCAGUCCCUUUCCUGUACGGUUUGUGGCAAAUUACUUUCUGAACCAUACACGCCUACAGAAACAAGCUGUCAGCAUCAUGUUUGUAGAAAGUGUCUUGGUGGAAAAAAGCGCCUGAAACCCACAUGUGGCUGGUGUAAAGAUUACAGGAUGUAUGUUGACAAUGUUCAAAUUAAAUUGGUGUUGCAGUGCUACAGAAAACUAUGUGAAUAUAUAAAGUUCACACCAAUUUAUUGUAAAUUGUGCUCCAUAUACAGUAAUGGGGGUCAGUUUAGCCUCACUGACAUGAUAGAAGAAGCUAUAGAUAAUACUAAUAAUAGAUGUGAUGAAACAAACAGUGUGCAUUGUGAACAUGAGAGUGAUAAUAAGGAGAAAGUGUCAAUACCUCAAACGAGUGGAGUGAAUGCAGUUGUCACACCAUUAAAUACCUCUUAUCCUGUUCCAAAGCAACCGUUGUGGACACUUUCAACUCAACCUUCCCCGUCACUUCAGUCGAUACCAUCAACAAUAAGUUUAGGUUUGGUACAUGUUUCCUCGCAACCUGUAAAUUCUGCAGUGCCACAAAUUUCAUGUCCGCCAUCCACAAUAACUUCUAUGAAAACAGUCAUAUCUACUCCGCCACCUGUUAUGCAAACAACUCAUCACUUUCUGCCACAAACACUCGCAACAACAACCACCACAACAACUACCACAAGUGGAAUAACCGCAUCAAGUUUUGUACCCGGUACAAUAUUCCCAAGUACAAAUAUAGGCCUACUUAAGCACAGUGUUGUUAAGGAAUUACCUUACACGAAACAUAAUUCCUCUAUCAAUAAUGGGUCCUCCAUAUACUCUGUAAUGUAUGCUGAUGGCGAUAGUACAAAAAUAACUAUCAAAAGAAAACCUCCCGAUAUCGAAAGCGCUAAUAAAAGUGUUCCUAUUGAACCAGAAAUUGUUCCUUCUGUAAAUCAAGAAUUGAUAAAAAAAUCUAAACCUAAACCUAAACCAAAACCAAAGCGAAAAGGAUGUCGAUGUGGCAAUGCAACUCCAACACCUGGAAAAUUGACUUGUUGUGGGCAGAGAUGUCCAUGUUAUGUUGAGGCUAAGGCAUGUAUCGAGUGUCGCUGUAGAGGUUGUCGAAACCCUCAUCGACCUGGUGGGAAAAAAGUGCGACCUAUCAUCCCCCAACUCGCAAACAUCCAGAUUCACCAGGUUCAACCAGUGCAUGGCCGUAGUACAUCUUCAUCCAUCAAUAACAAUACCACGACUACUAGUUCCAGUAACAUUAUCCCACCUACGUCUUCAACCGUCAUUACGAAUACAACUUUGCCUCAGACUAUACGUGCUGUACAAGCCAUGCAUGCUGUGCAAGCUGUGCAUGGUGUGAGUAAUGUACAAGCAGUAGCUGGUGGUGUCCAUCAACUGAUUAGUCUAGGGGGUGGGAUGGUACAAACACCGCUAUCACCAGGGCUGGGUAUCAAUCCUGUUACGGGCCUAGCAGUGAAACCUGUAAGUCUGGCUCUCACAUCCGUGCCAGCGCAACUUUUGAUAAAUGAUGACAGAUCAACUUCUAAUAGUGCAUCAGAAAACAGUGAUGUAGAUGUAGACAUAUAGCACAGGUAGAACCCAUUUGGAAAUAAUUUUCAGAACGUGUGUACAGUUUGUGUGAAGUGAAAAAUGAUAAAAUAUUUUUAUGAAUGUUUCUUUUUUUUAGAUUUGUUAAAGUGACAUGAAAAAAUUAUUUGUUAAAAUAAAAACACAAUGGUAUACAAAUAUUAUGGAAAUUUCUUAAUUACUGUAUUUUUGUUUUGCUAUUUUACUGCUAAAAAAAUAAUAUAAAUAUAAAUAUAUAUAUAUAUAUA
Messenger RNA from Procambarus clarkii (red swamp crayfish), 2091 nucleotides. RefSeq names its product E3 ubiquitin-protein ligase MSL2. The record is from RefSeq and is a predicted model, not a curated record. Gene Ontology annotation, biological process: protein ubiquitination. Lineage: Eukaryota; Metazoa; Arthropoda; Malacostraca; Decapoda; Cambaridae. Gene Ontology annotation, cellular component: MSL complex. Gene Ontology annotation, molecular function: ubiquitin protein ligase activity.